AGCAUCAUCACCACCUCACUCACUCUAUCAAACCACACUUGUCCCUCCCCCCUCACUAUUAAAAUAAUACUACUAUGCUAAUAGUGCGCUUAAUAAUUUUAAUAAUAAAAUUGUACACAAAACUUAGCAUAUACUAAUUUAAUCAUAUGUUUUCCAGCAAAUUGUGGCUGUCUUCAAUGUUAGAUCUCUCUUCACUCACUCUCUACUCUCUACUCUCUUCUGCAACUUCACAUGUUUUAAUAAUUUUUGAAAAACUUUGAACAAUCAACAACAACCUUAAUUAUUUGUUCAACACCAACGUCUUUUUUUCUCUAUGUUUUCAUUACAUAUUUUGUAACGUUUUUUACUCUAUUUACUACCAUCUUUGACUUGGCUUCUUCCUUUGCAACUGCUUUUUCUUUUUUCUUUCUUUUUAUUAUUUUAUAUAUAUAUAGCUUUGCCUUAUGGGCGUUUCUCUUCUCUAUUCUUCAUUGCAGCCUUUUUCUUUGUGCUUUUGAAUACAUAUUUCCACACCAAAAAAUAAAAAUAUUUGUUUUUUCAUCUAAAUCAAAUUCUAUUAUGUUUUGUUCCUAUGAAUUCUGAUUAACCUCUCUCAGGAUGUGAUGGCUUUUGGUUUCGGUGCUUGGAGUUUCUUCAUCUGGCAAUUGAUAAUAAGUUGUUAGAGGAUUUUGGAGAAUUAAGAAACAGAAAACAAGAAAAAAAAAACAUUUUCUUGUGAAUGGUCUAUUAUGACUAAUAAAAAAGCAUUACCAGUUCCGAAUUUUGGUAGUGACUUUUGCAUUAGUUACCAUAAUUCUUUGUUACAAAAGAGGAGAAUUAUGGAAGUGUUACCACCCUCCGAUGGCAACGGUUCCUCGACAGAAGAGAAACCUUUACCUCAGGAUGCAGAUUAUAAUCUUAGUCUCAGCGACGAGCUAGAGACGUCGAUCUUGGCGAGAUUUCCGAGAUCGCAGCACUGGAAACUAUGUUUUCUAAACAAGAGAUUCUUGAGUCUUAUGAGAAGUGGUGAGAUAUAUAAAAUAAGGAAAGAGUUAGGACUCAAAGAACCUUCUGUUUUCAUGUUAGCUAGCGGCGAAAGCAAUUGGUGGGGUAUGGAUUGGCCUUUCAUCUCAAGCAGGAAGUUACCAAGGAUUCAAUCAGAUUACAGCUUUGAGUUUGGUGAUAAAGAAUCCUUUUGUGCAGGGUCGCAGUUACUGGUUUCGGGGAAAGAAAUCGACGGUGCUGUUAUUUGGAGAUAUGAUUCAGAAACUAAUGAAUGGUUUAAAGGUCCAUUCAUGAUUAAUCCAAGGUGUCUUUUUGCUUCUGCUAGUUCUGGCAAUUUCGCUUUCGUUGCAGGCGGUUUAACGAGCACUUAUAGCGAAAUAUUGGAUACAGCUGAGAAAUAUGAUUCCAAGACCAAAAUUUGGAAGCCUUUGCCAAAGAUGAAUAAGAAGAGAAAAUUCUGUUCUGGUUGUUUCAUGGACAAGAGAUUCUAUGUUAUUGGUGGACAAGAUGAGAAUCGAAAUGAUCUAACUUGUGGCGAGUUUUUUGACGAAAAGACAGACACAUGGAACUUGAUUCCUGAUAUGUUGAAAGAUAUUCCGGUUUCGGAUUCGCAGUCUCCGCCUCUUAUAGCUGUUGUUAAUAAUGAGCUUUACACACUUGAUGCUUCUUCUAAUGAGUUGAAAGUUUAUGUCAAAGGGAUCAAUAAGUGGAAGAAAUUAGGUGUUGUUCCUGUGAGAGCCGAUGAACAAGGUGGUUGGGGCGUCGCUUUUAAGUCGCUCGGGGAUGAGUUGCUUGUUAUUGGCGCGCCUUCGGUCUCGAAUAAAGAACGUGUGCUGGCGAUUUAUACUUGUUGUCCUGAUCCUGAUGUUGAGAUAUUGAAGUGGAAGCAAAUUGAAUGUGGGAGUGUUCAGCUUAAUCAUUUUAUUAGGAAUUGUGCUGUGAUGAUGGGAAGUACUUGAAGCAUAACGCACUAACACUUUAGAUCGAAGACGUGUCUGUGUCUGUAUCCGUGUGUCAGAGUUUCAUAGAGGUUGAAAGAUGAAGGCAAUCUCAAAAUAAAAUUUGGAGGGUUUAUUUAGUCUAAUGUGGAGGUGUAUUUAGAUGAAAAUUAUGUGUUUCUUUUUAUUUGAUCUUUGUUUGUAACGUUUCAUUUGGGGGUUUAUCUUUCUGACAAAACUUGUUAGGAAGAAUAUGUUGUUUGUGAAGAAAAUCAGAUAAUGAUAUUCUCAAAUGCUAAUUUUUCAUCUAUUA
Vicia villosa (hairy vetch) is the source of this 2235-nucleotide messenger RNA. Its product is annotated as F-box/kelch-repeat protein At3g27150-like. The record is from RefSeq and is a predicted model, not a curated record. Bases 729 to 1943 code for a protein of 404 amino acids. Gene Ontology annotation, molecular function: protein binding. The transcript has 2 exons. Gene Ontology annotation, cellular component: cytosol. Lineage: Eukaryota; Viridiplantae; Streptophyta; Magnoliopsida; Fabales; Fabaceae.